Molecule: messenger RNA, 2254 nt
Organism: Esox lucius (northern pike)
Lineage: Eukaryota; Metazoa; Chordata; Actinopteri; Esociformes; Esocidae
Product: ataxin-1
Exons: 2
Coding region: 17-1465 (482 amino acids)
Biological process (GO): nervous system development; negative regulation of transcription by RNA polymerase II
Cellular component (GO): nucleus
Molecular function (GO): protein binding; RNA binding
Source: RefSeq, a predicted model, not a curated record
ACGGCUUGGUGAACCAAUGAGCAGCACAGCAACCCCAGACCUAGGGCCAGGGAGAGAGAGCCUCCCACCCAAGAAAAGAGACCCCAGACCAAGCAUCUCGGAGCAGCUUCCUCUUGGCACAUUCAAGGUCCCCUACCCUCAUAGGAGCCAGAAUGUUGUCAAGCCCUACAACGCAUUGCCCUCGGGCCUGCUCCGACCAGCACCUACAUCAGUUCCCCAACUUUACCAGCCUUGGACCCAGUCCUGCUCCACAGCCAGCACCACCAGAGCCAACCCCUACCUCCCCUCUCCGGUCAGGGACAGUCACGGCUGGGCUGAGUGGAGGGAGUUCUGUUACAGAGGUUGGGCUGCCGUGCCGUCUGGGUUGGACGUUCCCUACAUUCUCCAUGACCCCUCAACACAGCCACACGACGCCCCACGCCACCCCUCCGUCUACACCCACUCGGCCCAGCCUGUAGGGCGGCCCGGUGGGGAGGACGGAGGCUAUAGGUGGAACUUAAAUCAUAUGGUGGGGGAGAAGUCAAGUCCACACACAGCACAGCAAAGCAAUGGUAGACAAAGGGGCCCACACUUGAGAAGGGGCAAACCGGGGGGGCACCAGGCCCGACCUAGCACAGGGAGAGGCCCCGCCCCUCCACACACUGGCCUGUCUCCUACUGCCUACAGGGAUGGACCCUAUCCCCCUGACCUGGUCUAUACCAACCACUCCAAAGCCCACAGGUAUCCUGCCUUGGGGCAAUGUUUUUUGGAAUCUGCGGCGCGAUCUCCCAAAAGACCGUCCCCCAGUGAUCAGUUGACAGAGAAGUACAGGACCGUGAUGGAGAAGGUAGAAGUGUCUCCGCCCCGGUCCUCCCGUCCCGCCACUUCUCCGGACCAGCUGCCCUGGCUGCUGCCUCACUUUGCCGCGGGCUCUCUAGUCGAGCUCAGAGACGGGCAGCUGAGGAAGGUGGAAGACCUUCGGGCAGAGGACUUCCUGAUCGGGGCCGAGGCCUGUCCGGAGCUGCGCCUGAGCAGCUGUACAGUACAGAGCAUCUCCCCCUCAACAACCCCCUCCCUCUCCCGCCUCCACAUGCUCCUGCAAGAGGAACGCUCUCAGGAGUGUCUGGACGUUUAUGUGGAGUAUCCAUUCUUCGUUCAGGGUCGUGGCUGGUCCUCCUGCUGUCCCCAGAGGACAGCCCGUCUGUGUGGCCUCCGUUGCCACCAACUCAGUGUGGGCGAUGUCUGCCUGGCUCUUAUACCUAUGUCACCCUCUACACCUUUACCUUCCCAGCCCGAGGGGAAAUGCACCCCAGCCGGAGGGGAAGAUGGGAGGCCUAAGCCCCUGCUGACGUCCUCCCCACAGACUGCCCUUCCCCCUGUUCCAGACAGGCCCACAGAGGGGCAGAGAAUGGGACAUACCUCUGCCAGGAAGAGGCGUUGGUCGGCCCCGGAGCUGCGUGGCCCGGGCACCAAUUGUCCUUACUGAUGAAAAAACUUUACAACACGGAGAGGGAGUCAGCCAAAACUGACAGUAGUUUGGUUUUCCUUAUGUCAACCUCACACUAUUUCCAUGUGUUCUGGACUGUCUUUUUCUCUCGUCUGUUUUGUAAAUACUAAUGAGGUUUAUCUAGAUGAACUCUCAGGAUCCCCUAGGGAUAGAGAACUGAGAUCCAUAGCAGGUACCAGUCUUGAAGCCAUGCAUUAUUAGAGAUGUAAGAUGAAGAACAUAUCAGGCACAACAUAUUACCUUAAGCAAACUCCACAGAAAUGACAUUUCAAAUGUAACACCCUAUUUUAAACACUGUAUUUUAUAAACUUGAAAAAAGAAUUCAGAAUGGUAUCCAUGAAAUAAUAUAUCAAUAUUAAUAUCUGCUAUUUAGCAAACGCUUGUAUCCAAAGUGACUCACAGUUAUGUGAGCAUACAUGGGUGGCCCAAGUAGAAAUGAAACCCACAAGCGUUGGUGUUAUUAAAUAAAAAGCGCCACGCCUAACCGACCGGGUCACCAGGACCAUGAUUCAGGGGGAAUAUAGUAUGUUAUGCGCUACCUCUAUGUCAGCCACUUUAAUAGACCUAACUAUUUGCUGUAUUUAGAGCGGUGAAUGUUACAGUACGUCUCAGAGAGUUCCACUGGCUCCCUGUGGUACUGUGGUGCUGUAUAGCUGACAGCUGUUGGUGUUGCAUUAUGCACUGGUAUCUGUUCUGUUACCUCAACUCUUGCAACAGUUUGACAAUCCUUUAUGUUAUGAAACUAGAACUUUAAUAUUAUAGAAAAUA